AACAGUUUCAUAUAAAUCUUAACGCAUAAAAAUUAUUACACACAAGCUGAUUUUACUCACCAGAUAUAACCACCAAAAUGAGUACAGAACUUCACUAUUAGUUUGCAUCUUUAUUCAACUCAUUCUAAACACCUUUUAAACAGCUCUUUGAGAUACAUCUGCGGUAGAAAAGUCUUCAUUCAUUUGUGCGAAACCCAAAUGUCAUCAUAGCAUAGCUUCUUUGAUAAGAUAAUUAAUAUUUCAUUGAAGAGAGGUCAUAACAACUCACAAUCAAAAAACAGAUUUUGCCCCGUACCUUAUCAGGGCCAGAAUAAGGAUAGUUGCACACCUUAUCAAUCAGCUAUUCAUUUUCCUUACAAAAUUGUAGAAAAGUGAUUAAAGCUAUUUAAGUUUUUAAACAAUUCAAUUACAUAAUAUCAGCUCGGAAAGUUUCACAAACUGAAACAAUGGUUCGCAUUGCUAACAUUUCCACUAAGCAUUUACUACUAGUGACAACUUUCGGAUGGAUUUUUACUUUCUUCGUAUUAGUUACGCAACAACCUGAAAUGCCAGGCCCCGUGAAACGAACACAAAUCAAAAACCAAUAUACUGAGAAAGCUGUGGACACUAUAGAGAUACCUGAAGGUGAGCAAAACUUCGGUGAGCAUCGUAGCCAAGCGGACUUUGAAGUUGCAGCUUCACAAACUGGCAGCGGCGGUCUGAUUAAUCUUGAAAAACCACUUGCAGAUCUGAUAAGCCUCAGAUCUGAUAUAAUGGAGAUGCAAUACAUGCUAAGUGGGAGAAGGAAAGAUUGGAGUGAUAAAGACAAACAGAUGACUCAGGAUCUUAUUGACCAUCUCUGGCGAGAGUCUUACUCCAUUUUGGAGGAGAUAUCUGGAAAGGAGUGUCGCCAAAAACUACAACAAUCAGCCGAUGAAAUCUGGAAACACAUCGACCACAUUCAGAAGCGCGACUGCAGCGACACCCGGAACAAGUUCGCCGUUUGCAGUUUGAACAAACCCUGUGGGUUUGGGUGUCAGCUGCACCACCUCAACUGGUGCUUCAUGCUCAGUUUCGCCCUCAAUCGCACCAUGGUACUAGAGAACGGGGCCUGGAGUUACGAUAAAAAGGGGUGGACGGACAUGUUCCAGCCGUUGACUGGAUGCAACCUGGAGGACAAGACUGGGCCUAGCAUCGACAGAGGGAGUCAAAGUGAAAGUGUGGAGAAAGAACGAGUGGUAAGAAUCCCGAUAGUGGACAGCAUGGGUAAUUCUCCACUUCGAAAUCAGUUCUUCCUUCCCAACAUUCCUUCCAAAUGGGCGCGCAAGAUGUCACACUGCCACUCCAACCCCACAGUCUGGUACGCAGCUCAGUUCAUAGCCUAUUCGAUGCGACCGAAUGAGAAAUUAAGCCAACACUUGCACUCAGUUCAGGCCAGGACACAGAUAUCCCACAACUUCUUCGGAAUCCAUGUUCGCAGAUCGGACAAGAAGUCGGAGGCAAAGUAUCACGACUUGGCCAAGUACAUGGAGUACGUGAAGGUAGUCCAGAACAGAUUGGAGAAAACUGACAUGCACAUCAACAAAGAGAUCUAUUUGGGUGAGAUGAAACAACAAAGAUCACCAAAUAAACUCAACUUACUUUUUUCUACAACAAAGUUUGGCUACUUUGCAAAUAUCGCAGUUCCGACUACUAUUUUUGGACCAACUAAAUCCUCAAAAACUAUCGAGAUGCUACAUUUUGUAGGGAGUCAAAGUGAAAGUGUGGAGAAAGAACGAGUGGUAAGAAUCCCGAUAGUGGACAGCAUGGGUAAUUCUCCACUUCGAAAUCAGUUCUUCCUUCCCAACAUUCCUUCCAAAUGGGCGCGCAAGAUGUCACACUGCCACUCCAACCCCACAGUCUGGUACGCAGCUCAGUUCAUAGCCUAUUCGAUGCGACCGAAUGAGAAAUUAAGCCAACACUUGCAUUCAGUUCAGGCCAGGACACAGAUAUCCCACAACUUCUUCGGAAUCCAUGUUCGCAGAUCGGACAAGAAGUCGGAGGCAAAGUAUCACGACUUGGCCGAGUACAUGGAGUACGUGAAGGUAGUCCAGAACAGAUUGGAGAAAACUGACAUGCACAUCAACAAAGAGAUCUAUUUGGCCACGGAUGAGCCAACAGUUCUGAUGGAAGAGACCAAGGCGUUCCCUGAGUACACUUUCCACGGGGACACGGCCGCCGCACAACGUGCUGGCUCUGGCGGAACCCGUUAUGCCGAAGGGAGUCUGCUGGAAGUGCUGGCUGAUGUCAUUUUCAUGUCCAAAUCUCAGUACCUAGUCUGCACAUUUUCCUCUCAAGUCUGCAGAGUUUCGUAUGAGCUGAUGCAAUACGAGAGACGAUACGAAGAUGCCGGCUGGCGAUGGCAGUCACUUGACGACUUUUAUUACUACGGCGGCCAAGGAUUCGUUCCUUGGUAUGUCAUUGAUGAUCACUCUCCCGGCAUAAAAGGAGAGUCACGGGCUUCCAAGGGUGACCGAGUUGGUGUACUUGGAAAUCACUGGGACGGAUAUUCAAAGACGCAUCAAGGACUGCUGCCAUCGUACAAGCUAAGAAGAGGUCUUCCCACAUUCGAGCUCACAUGGUCUCUAUAAUAGAUGCUGCAAUAAAACAUUCACAAUAGAGCAGAGCCACUGUCAAUCUCAACCAGUUGUCAAUCUCAAUUUCACUCACAUAACUCAUCACCUAUUUUACUCAUUUCAUUUCUCACACAUAUCAAACUAUCGUCUAUUUUACAACUAACCAUUUUUUCACCUACUCUCAGGAGCGGAUUUAGGGGGGGCAGACGCCAAACCCCCCCCCCCCC
Symsagittifera roscoffensis is the source of this 2821-nucleotide messenger RNA. Its product is annotated as alpha-(1,6)-fucosyltransferase-like. The coding region runs from base 447 to 2609 and encodes 720 amino acids. The record is from RefSeq and is a predicted model, not a curated record. The transcript is spliced from 7 exons. Gene Ontology annotation, biological process: protein N-linked glycosylation. Gene Ontology annotation, molecular function: alpha-(1->6)-fucosyltransferase activity. Lineage: Eukaryota; Metazoa; Xenacoelomorpha; Acoela; Convolutidae.